AUGGUGAAAACAGAUUUUAUUCAGGAGCUGUUGCCACAGGGGAAGAGGCCUCCGUGUAAAACUGGCUCAACUCUGAACUCAGUGUGGACAACUGUGAGACAAAACCUACUUUUAUCUCUCAGAACGUUUCAUCAAGCACCUGUAUGUGGCAGGCCCCUCAUCAAGUGCUGGAAACACAAGGUCCAGCUCUGGAGUGUGGAGUCCGGUGAAGACAGCGGCGCAAAAGGCAGAGGGCUGGUCUCCCUCGUGGGCUGCGGGGGUCAGACACAGCCCACCUACGGGGAGCUCAGCACAGUUUUCAACCCGAUACAGGUGUUUGCAGCUGUUAGACCUGAACCUACCUCGCUGCUCCUGCCCAGACAGGGGCGUCAAGGGCAACACAGCCUGGAUUUCAACCCAGCUCCCCCCGAGUGCCCUCGCUGCGGCCGGUCCCCAAGAGCACCGCCUGGGGUGUCGGGUCAGGCAUCCAGCUCCACGGGCAGGUGCUGUCCCAGCCUGGGCGCCGUGGGUGCCAACAGCGGCAGCCCGCCCGCUCGCCCGCCUGCGCCCCUCACCCCGGAGGCUGAGCUGCGGCACCUGGACGCCGGGGCCCGCCUGACGGAGAGGGGCUCCACCCGACCCGAGCUGCCUGGCCCAGGCCCAGGCCCCGCGGGCGUGAGUGGAGUCUGCGGGCCUCUGGAGUCUGAUCUGAGCAGCACCGGGCUCUCGGCGCGGCGGGACUAA
Messenger RNA from Rangifer tarandus platyrhynchus (Svalbard reindeer), 723 nucleotides. NCBI's taxonomy places the organism in Eukaryota, Metazoa, Chordata, Mammalia, Artiodactyla, Cervidae. The record is from the annotation of a GenBank genome assembly.